Molecule: messenger RNA, 2735 nt
Organism: Macrobrachium nipponense
Lineage: Eukaryota; Metazoa; Arthropoda; Malacostraca; Decapoda; Palaemonidae
Gene: Spg7
Product: paraplegin-like
Biological process (GO): mitochondrial protein processing
Cellular component (GO): m-AAA complex; membrane
Molecular function (GO): metalloendopeptidase activity; zinc ion binding; ATP-dependent peptidase activity
Source: RefSeq, a predicted model, not a curated record
CCAGCUCGCGUUGGCAUUUAAAACCCUAUGAUAAAGAACUCAGGCAUGUGUGUUAAGAAAAAUUCAAAUUACUAAAAAAAUUGGGUGUUGUUGUCCAGUAUACACAACAAUAAUAUAAAUAGGAAAGAUUCGUGCAGAUCCGUAUCAGGAGGCUAAGGUGGAACUAGUUGUCAACAUCUUACAAGCUAUUCUCAGAUUUGUCUACGGGGGACACUGAAAAUAGGGAAGAAUUUAUCGAAAGCGUAUGGCGAAAGCGUAUGGCAUCACCGAGAAAAUAUACUUGAAGAAACACAACGAAAAGCGAACGAGAGCGAGCGAGGGAGCCGUUUCAUAGGAAGAAUGGCUACUACCACUACUAUUCAACUCUUUAGUAAGUUGUGUAAGUUGUGUAAACUUACUAAGGUUGUUUUGUGUUGGAUGAAGAUCCAAAAUGAAUAAAGUUGGAGGGACUUGGUUAACAGCUUUUCUGAAACGUAAAGGAGUACCUGCUACUGUAUAUCGCACUUUUACCAAAGGAGCUUUUGGUAAUUUUGAAGGAAAGCAUCAUCACUUAUCAAGGAAUAUUGUGGGCAAAACUGCUUCUUACCAGUGUCUUAUUCAUCCCCUAAGCAAGACAGAAUGGAGUAUCAUUAGAAGGGAAUUUAGUGCCGUUUCCAAACUUCUUUGUAGGUCUGGGAUAUCUGUGCAUGAGCAGAGAAACUUAUUGGUAAAUAGAUUGCAUUCCAGUUCUCCGGGUAAUCAAAAUCUUGGAGGAAGUGGGAGUACUGGAGGUAGUUCUUCUGGUAGCAAUGGUGGUGGCAACAAAAAUGAUGAAGAUGAAAAAAAAGGAAUGUUGGCUAAAGCAGCCUUGUGGAUGCUUACAGCAUAUAUGUUCAUAGCCAUUAUUUCACUUCUGUUUCCUAGCAGCAAUCAGCCAGAGGUUGCUCGCUAUGUCUCGUGGAAUGAGUUUGUUCAUCACAUGUUGGCAAAGGGGGAGGUCGAAGAAGUAAUUGUGCGCCCAGACUUGGAUAUUGUUACCAUCAUCUUGCAUGAAGGAGCAGUUAUUAAAGGAAAAAAGAUGGAUCAGAGAACCUUUCACAUGAAUAUUGUAGACCUCCAACACUUUGAGGAACGGCUUAGGGAAUCAGAAUCAAGACUAGGCAUUCGGGCAGACCAAGGGAUUCCAGUUGUUUAUGAGAGAAGUGGAGAUACAGCUGGAAAGCUUUUGGCCUCAAUAAUUGUAGUAGCCAUCAUUGUUUCUCUCCUCUCCAGAAAUAUGAAUAUCAGAGGUCCACUUGGCAUUGAAGGAAUGAAUCAGUUGACCAGAGCAAAAUUCACAAUAAUUGAUCCCCUGUUGCCUGGUUCUGGACGUGGAGUAAAGUUUUCUGAUGUAGCAGGUGCAAAGGAAGCAAAACAGGAAGUUAUGGAGUUUGUUGAUUUUUUGAAGAAUCCAGAAAAAUAUAGAGAACUUGGGGCAAAGGUGCCAAAAGGAGCUUUACUGCUGGGCCCCCCUGGUUGUGGGAAGACACUGCUAGCAAAAGCUGUUGCAACAGAAGGUCAGGUGCCAUUUUUAGCAAUGAAUGGCUCCGAAUUCAUUGAGAUGAUUGGUGGACUGGGAGCUGCUCGAGUAAGAGACCUCUUUAAAGAAGCAAGAAAGCGUGCCCCUUGCAUAGUAUACAUUGAUGAAAUUGAUGCUAUUGGUCGAAAGCGAUCUAGUGGUCAAGGUAAUUUUGAUGGUGGAUCUGGAGAGUCGGAACAAACAUUAAAUCAGCUGUUGGUGGAAAUGGAUGGCAUCGGCUCCAAAGAAGGUGUCGUGUUACUGUCAUCAACUAAUAGACUUGAUAUUCUGGACAAGGCCUUGCUCCGACCUGGGAGGUUUGAUCGUCAUAUUCUGAUGGACCUUCCAAAUCUAGUAGAAAGAAGGGAAAUAUUUGAACACCACUUGAAGAGUAUUGUUUUGGAAAAACCUUCAACAUAUUACUCACGACGUAUGGCAUCUCUCACUUUAGGAUUUAGUGGCACUUUCCCCUGAAGAGCGUAAAGUUGUAGCCUAUCAUGAAUCUGGUCAUGCAUUACUGGGAUGGCUUUUAGAACACACUGAUGCUCUUUUAAAGGUCACUAUAGUUCCAAGAACUAAUCAAGCACUUGGGUUUGCUCAAUAUGCUCCAAAGGAUCAAAAAUUGUAUACUCAAACACAGAUUUUUGAAAGGAUGUGUAUGGCGUUAGGAGGCCGCGUAGCAGAGUCUUUAGUAUUCAACAGAGUUACUACUGGUGCCCAAAAUGACCUUGAGAAAGUCACAAAAAUGGCCUAUGCUCAGGUUCGUUCAUUUGGAUUUAGCUCCGAAGUUGGACAAGUAUCCUUCCUUGAAGAAGAAAAUAGGGAAAUUGGGAAACGUCCAUACUCUCAGAAGCUAGCAGCAACAAUUGAUGAUGAAGCAUCGAAGAUUAUAUUUGCAGCAUAUAAGAAAACUGAAGAAGUUCUCAAGUCUAACAUGAAGCAGUUAACUCUACUUGCAGAGGCUUUGCUGCUGAAGGAAACACUCAACUAUGAUGAUGUUCAGGCUAUUCUUGGACCUCCUCCUUACAGUCAGAAAAUGGUAGUCGAACCGCUUCAGUUUGAAGGUGAAAUCAGUGCAUGGAAAAAUGCAGAAAGAUGAAAUGGUGAUUAUGCUGAUAAUAUAGAACAAUUUUGCCAUGAGAAAUGUGGUUUUGUGAAUUGUACAGGUAAUAUGUAAAUAAAAAAAUAUAUAUAUAUA